Didymodactylos carnosus is the source of this 1014-nucleotide messenger RNA. The record is from the annotation of a GenBank genome assembly. Lineage: Eukaryota; Metazoa; Rotifera; Eurotatoria; Philodinida; Philodinidae.
AUGGCAAAAGAAUCGACCUUAUCGGUAAAAUCUGCUGGCUCCAUUGAUUUCACUUUUAUGUCUCCACGAUUCUCAACUGAAUUUUCAGAGGAUAUUUCAAAUGGUAUUGCUUACCUAGAAGAGCACGGUUAUGUUGUAUGGAAAGAUAUAGCGAACGAAAAUGAAAUUAAGAAAGCGUACGAUUUAUUUUGGGAUUGGGCUGAACAAUAUGGUGAACAUGACAUAUCACGUUAUAAUGUUGCCAGUUGGAGGGAUCUUCCAUGUAAUAAUCGAGGUAUUAUAUGGAAUGGUGGCAUUGGUCAGUCACAUUUCUUAUGGUAUAUACGUGGUUUGCCCAAUGUGAAAAAGGUAUUUAGUACUAUAUGGAAUGAUGACAAGUUACUUGUUAGUUACGAUGGAUGUAGUGUAUUUCGACCAAGUGCAUAUAAUCCUACCUGGCAAACAGAAGGUGGUUGGUAUCAUGUUGAUCAGAAUCCUAAGGAAAAGCCCGGCAAGGAAUGUAUACAAGGGCUAUUUUCAGUAUUAGAUCAAAAUGAAACUACAGGUGGUCUCGUUGUGGUUCCUGGUUCUCAUAAGCAUUUCGCAUCCCUAAGGUCAAUUACACGUGAUCCGAUCAGUGAUCUUGUUGAAAUUCCAUCUAAUCACUGGACAAUUCAACGACCAAAGCCAAGAUUAGUAAAAUGUAAAGCUGGCGAUCUAGUGCUAUGGGAUUCACGGACAAUACAUUGUAAUUCACCAGCUUUAGUUAAUAAUCCUUCGUCGAUUUCACCGGCUCCCGAACUUAACCGUCUCAUGCGUCUAGUAGCAUACAUUUGCAUGACACCUGUAAGUAAAGCAGGUAGCAUGAAAGACUUAGCGGAAUUAAGAGAAGGCCGUUUAGAAGCCGUACAAAAAGGUAUUACUACUAACCAUUGGCCACAUGAAUAUUAUGGUGGUUGUGAGCCGAGCAGUAAUGAAAAGAAUCCACAUGUCCAAUUAAAUGAACAACAAAUGAAUUUAGUAGUGGGAAAAUGA